Messenger RNA from Neltuma alba, 2783 nucleotides. RefSeq lists its product as uncharacterized. Gene Ontology annotation, biological process: regulation of transcription by RNA polymerase II. NCBI's taxonomy places the organism in Eukaryota, Viridiplantae, Streptophyta, Magnoliopsida, Fabales, Fabaceae. Gene Ontology annotation, molecular function: transcription coactivator activity. Gene Ontology annotation, cellular component: SAGA complex. Bases 991 to 2247 code for a protein of 418 amino acids. The transcript has a single exon. The record is from RefSeq and is a predicted model, not a curated record.
CCGAGAAGGACGAGUGCAAAAAAAAGAAGAAAGAAGGAGGGAUGGUAAUAUAGCAGCGAUCGAGCUUCACAUAGCGAAGUUCAACAUAAAUCUGCAAGCAAACCUCAAUCGAAAAUAUUCGUAAAAUUUUGAGGGAAAAAUAGAAAAGGAAAGAAAAAGAAAGAGAGGGCAAGAGAGAGAAACAGAGCGAGGCACAGCAGGAGGAGCUUCAGAGAUUGGAGCCUAGUCUAGUGAGGUUUGAUUUCUAUGCAAUUCUUCAGCUUCUCUAAGGUCAGGGCUCAAUCAAUGUGUAAACCCUUUCAUUUUUCCCCUUACACUUGCAAGCUUUAGACUUUGCUCUUCAUUGUGCUUCGUUCCAUUGCAAUUUGUGUUUUGUUGUUCGUUCGGGACUCAAUUUUGUCCAACUCACUGAUCUCCUCCCCCCAACUUCAAAUUUCGAAUUUUGAAGUUCGAAGCCUUUUGAAUUCGGUCAAACAAUGAGAGUUUGAAGUGGUACAGUGAUGUAAUGUUAGCCUCGUGCUGUUCGAGACAAGGAUGGUGUUUCGGACCCGAGUUUGAUUAUUCAAACUUAGGGUUUUGAUUUACCAUGACAUUCAAUUAAUUAAGUUUGAUUUGCUGGAUUUUGUGCUUGGGCCUUGCGAGUUCCGCAGUGGUUUGAUCCCUAGGGUUUUGCUGUCGGAAAGAUGAGAUUUGGCUUUUCAUUGUAUGGUCUAUUGGUGCCUAAAUUUGGGAAUUUUCUUGCAUAAGAGCAACUAUUUUCCGGUUCUGAAUUGGAAUAUCCUAUUGGGUUACUUAAUUAGCAUGACUCUUGCAUCUGGUUGUUCUGCGAGGCAGAGCAUGGGGCAAUUUACUUUUAUUCAAUGAUAUGGGGGAGGGGAAGCUUAGAGUUCUUUGGAAACGGAAAUAACUGCAAUCUGGCUCAAAUUGGGGUUACAGGUGGGUGUUUAUUUUGUGAAAUUUGAAGCAGUGUAUGAAUCUGUCUAUUGAAAAAUGCAACCCCAGCAGAGCUCAAGAAUUGAUUUGGGCGAAAUAAAAGCCCAAAUUGUAAAGAGGAUUGGUGGCGAUAAGUCAAAACGGUACUUUUAUUACCUGAACAAGUUUUUGAGUCAGAAGCUGAGAAAGAAUGAAUUUGAUAAACUAUGUUAUCGAUUAUUCGGGAGGGAGAAUCUUCCAUUACACAAUCAUUUUAUGAGAUCAGUUUUGAAGAAUGCGUGCCAAGCCAAGACGUCUCCUCCAAUCCAGCCAUCAGGUCCCUCGAAGUCUGGAGCACUGGCAACAACAAUAUCUCCUGGUAGAGAAGAUGGGCACGAACACAGUAGUUCUAGCUUCCAAAAUCAAAGUCAAAACGUAUCCAUUUGGUCAAAUGGGGUUUUACCGGUGUCCCCACGGAAGACGAGGUCUGGGAUACGUGAUCGGAAGAACAGGGAUAGACCCAGUCCACUUGGACCUAAUGGAAAGGUUGAUUCCCUUCCACACCAGUCCCUAGGUACAGAAGACAGUGGCAGUAAGGUUGAUACGGAGAAUGGGACUCUUACUCCGUGUGAUUAUCAAAGGCCAAUACAGCAACUUCAAGCAGUUGCUGAGCUGCCUGAGAAUGAAAGGCGGGAUGCGGUUGAGCGUUCAGCUGAAAAACCAAGAAUACAUGGCAAAGGGCCAACCGGGUUAUCAGCUGUUGAAGAUGGGGAAGAAGUGGAGCAGUCAACCCACUUUUCUAGAAGUCCCUUGCAAGCACCACUUGGAAUUCCGUACUGCCCAGCAAGUGAGGGUGGAGCACGCAGAGCCUUGCCUGUGGUUAGCACAGGUGAUUUUCUUAGCUGCUAUGACAGUGGCUGGUUGUCUGACACAGAAACACUGAGAAGGCGCAUGGAGCAGAUAGCGAGAGUGCAGGGCCUUGGAGGUGUCUCCAUGGAAUGUGCUAAUACAUUGAACAAUAUGGUGGAUGUGUAUUUGAAACGUCUAAUUAAGUCAUGUGUUGGCUUAGUGGAAGCUAGGUCCGCAAACGAACUGAGGAAGACCUCUUCCCAGAAACAGCAGAUUCAGGGUAAGGUCAUCAAUGGCAUUUGGCCAAGUAAUAAUUUACAUGUGCAGAGUGCUGGUGGGUCAGCAGAACCUGUGCCUGAUCGCAGACCACCGUGCUUGGUAUCUUUCUUAGAUUUUAAAGUUGCCAUGGAGCUAAGUCCGCAGCAACUUGGAGAAGAUUGGCCGUUGCUGUUGGAGAAAAUUUCUAUGAACGCGUUUGAGGAAUAACACUUCUAUGAAGAUUUGUCUUUCAAUGCCAAAGUUGGGUCAAUUUCUUCUGGUUCUGAUGGCUCGACAAUGAUUGGUGAUCAUUAGCCUUCUCAGUUGCAUUCUCAUUGCCAAGAUGAAUCAGAUGACCCCAAUGUUCUGUCUCUUCCUGGUUAAAAUGCUGGGCUUGAGCUCCAACUUGCCAUGUCUUUGCUAUUUGUAGGGCCUGGAUGGAUCAGAGAUUUAUUUAACUGUAACCAGGGGUACCAAAGAGCCCAAACUGGUUACACUGUUGUAUGUUUAGCAUUGGUGUUGGCUUUUGUUUGCCAUCCCUAGAGAUAUCGAGCUUUUUGUUUACUUUAAAGUCGAUGAGAAAGAAAAGUAAGAAAGUUUUGCAGGUUUACUUUUGUGGCUUUUGGAUCAAGGAAAUUCUCACAUGUAUAAGGGCUGCAAAGUUGCUGUGUAUGUAUUUUUAGAAUCUGAGGAUUGAUUGAAACUCGAUAUCAAUAACACAUUAACAUAUAUUAAAAUUGCCUCGAUGAUUUCAUUUUUUCAAA